AUGGUGAAUUACUAUGAGGUUCUAGGAGUCCAAAGAACUGCAUCUGCAGAUAAAAUUAAAAAAGCGUACCGACAGCUGGCUUUAAAGGUACAUCCUGAUAAAAAUCCAGGAAACAGGGAAGCAGCAGAGAAGAAGUUCGUAGAAAUCUCUAAAGCGUAUGAGGUCUUAUCUGAUGCCAAAAAGAGAGAUGCCUAUGACCAAUCUGUCAAAGGGAAUACAAGUGGGAAAGAAAGGCCUGGAGGCAGAAGAGGUACCACUAGACACGACAGAGGACAUGGAGACAAGGGGUAUGAAGAACGACACGUUGACACUGAACUCAGUUUCCACAGGCCCCAUCUGGGUGGACACAAGGAAACGGACUCUUUUUCAUUCAAUAUCUUAAAUGAUCUGCUUGAUGACAUUGCCAGUGUCCAGCAAAGGCUCCAUAGAAGCAGAAGUCACAGUGACUUUUCUGUCUCUAUCAGGGGGGUGUCUCCUAUUCCAGGAACCGGGUUUACUUCCUUUGGUUCUGGGAUUACUGAGGCCUGUUCCUGCUCUUCUGGUGCAUCUCUGAACAGCAGCAAGAAAGGCAGGUUCAAGUCCAUUAUAACAACCAGCAAGAUCCUGAAGGACAAAAAGGUCAUUACAAGGAGAAUUACAGUGAAUGGCAAGACUACCAUUGAAACUGAGGAAGAGCCAGUUUGUCACUGAUGUGCUCCCAGCUGUUGU
Messenger RNA from Varanus komodoensis (Komodo dragon), 708 nucleotides. Its product is annotated as dnaJ homolog subfamily B member 6-like. Gene Ontology annotation, molecular function: Hsp70 protein binding. The transcript has a single exon. NCBI's taxonomy places the organism in Eukaryota, Metazoa, Chordata, Lepidosauria, Squamata, Varanidae. The record is from RefSeq and is a predicted model, not a curated record. Bases 1 to 690 code for a protein of 229 amino acids.